This is a messenger RNA of Menidia menidia (Atlantic silverside), 2946 nucleotides long. The record is from the annotation of a GenBank genome assembly. Lineage: Eukaryota; Metazoa; Chordata; Actinopteri; Atheriniformes; Atherinopsidae.
AGGAAAAGAGAAUUAGAGAGAAGAAGAGAGAGGUGGAGAGUGAUUGCAGAGGAGGAGGGACAACUACAGUAUGAGAGAGUGAGGGGUUGAAAAACAGAGUAGUGGUCAGAGAGCAGCAGCAGAGGCUAAGAAAGCACGCACAGGGAGGGACGGCCUCACUCGGACUUUCACCUGACACCCAGCAGACAAAACCAGCAGAAGCCUUCACCUUUACAAACCUAUCGCUCAGGCCCUUUCAGGUGGCAGCACCAUGCUUCGGCAGAGACUAACCCAGGCGGUGUGUGUGCUCUUGGCGUGUGUGUGUCUAGCGCUCACCUAUGAGGACGAUAUCGAGGUCAACUUCGCUGACCCCUUCUACAAUGAAAUCACAGAGGAAGAGACGCCAGAACCCACACCGAGUUCACCCCCCUGCAACUCCCCUGACCUUACCAAAUGGGACAAAGUCUUCUCCAUGUUGGAGAACAGUCAGAUGAGGGAGAACAUGCUGCUUCAGUAUGCCGACGACAUCGUCAAGGUGGAGAUGGGGACAAUGAGAGGAGAAAUGCUAAGGUUUGUAGCCCAGUAUGGUGGGUCCUGUGGGGCUGCGGUGGAGACGGCUGGAAGACGGAUGGCUUUGCUGCUGGAGGGCCGUCUGAGAGAAACGCUGGAGCGCCUCAAACUUGGAGAUCUGAUCUCUAGUGCUGGGAAAUCUGUUGGGAAUAUCAACCACCUGGAGGCCAUGCUGCAGCAGCUUCACUCUGUGGCACAAACACAAGCAUCCCGACUGGCCAAGCUGGAGAGCAGCUGCUUCAGCAACCCAGGAGACGGGAUGGGGAUGAAUACCAAAAGGGAGUUUCAGCCUCCUGGGGAGGAGACGCUAAGGCACCGUGAACAAGAGGUCACAUCACAAGAUAUUGCUUUAGACAGGGUGCUGGCUGCUCUGCAAGGGGUCAGGGUUGAACUGGAUGAAGUAUUAAAGUCAUCAAGGCAAAGACACCUUCCAGCAGGUUGUGAGAUGGCCCUCCUCUUCCCCAUGCGUUCCCGUCGAAUCUACACCGCCAUCUUGACAGAGAUCCCUCUCACCCUGUCCUCUUUUACCGUCUGCAUGUGGAUGAAGCCGGUCACAGUCUCCAACAAAACUGUGUUGUUCUCCUAUGGAAAUCGCCAGAAUCCCUAUGAGAUCCAGCUGCUGCUUUCCCAAACAUCAGCCCUUCUAACCAUCGGAGGGGAAGCUCAUUUGGUGGAGGCUGAGGGUGUGGUUAUUCCAGGAGAAUGGGUCCACCUGUGUGGGGCUUGGUCCUCUGAUCGGGGUCUGGCAACGCUGUGGGCAGGGGGCAAAAAACUGGCCACCACACCUGGGGUUGCCGAGGGACACAUCAUACCUGAUGGAGGCUCCCUGCAGCUUGGACAAGAAAGAAACAGCUCUCUGAGCCUGGCUGGGUGGGGUGGCGUGACAGGGUUUGAGGGAGGAUUUGACCCCAAUCUGGCAUUUGCUGGCAAAAUGACAGGAGUGAACAUGUGGGACAGAGUGCUGUCAGAAGAUGAGAUCUCCCGACUGGCUCGACGACAAGGCCAGGGCUGCCUGCAUAGGGGGAACACGGUGGCCUGGGGUGUGACGGAGAUGGUGCCACAUGGAGGUGCUCAGUUCAUAUACUGAUACCAAAUUUUCCUGGGGAAAAUCUAAUUCUCAUAAUCAUCGUGGUGGUGAACAUCCACAAUAAGAUCUCAUGCUAAAACUGGCAACUUAAAACUAACUUUAACAAUUCUGAGUUUAAAAAACUCAUGUUCUCAUCAUUUUGUCACAAACCAUUUUCUGCAUCACCCCCAAUUGUUAUUAUCAUAGUUAAUGCUGCAAUGAACUCUGUUGGACAGGUUCAAACAAGAGAACCCAAUGCUGUGACAGACUCAAGUCUACUUUGUAACAUAUCCUUUUGAGCUGAUGUUGCGACACACACCCACACUGACGUGCAUGCAGAUUAGAAAGCUUGUAUCAUUGCAGGAAAUGUGUCGCCAACAGCAUCUACAAUUACUUAAUCAGAGUGUGUCAAAGGGUGUUUUGUUAAGAGGAGCAGCUUCUGAGCCAGACAUAAAGAGGUGGAAAAGAAGAGGUCACUGAAAUGAGCAUGACCAUCUAGUGAUUGAGCAGUGGUGCAGUGAAAUAGUAGAGAUGGCAAGUGGAGAUUAUCACUGUAUCAUUAAAUCACCUGUUUCCCUUUGAAUUUCAACAGGCAAUAUUAAUGAAAUUAAAACAACUUUGCUCUCCCGUCUUCACAGUCUUGUAGGUAAAAUCAUUAGCCAUGUCACUUGUGCAACUUAUGGCAGAAGUGACUUCAUAGUGUUUUGGCAAUGUUUUGUGUCCAGAGUUAGAUAUGUAUGCAAUACUUGCAUGACUGAGAACUGCUGUAGUUGCUUGCAUUUAAAUAUCAUAAUGUCAUUUCAAACUAGGGAUUGUUUUUUAAUCAUUUUAUUAUAAUACCGUUUUGAGUUUUUUCUAAAAACAUUUUUAAAAACCUUACAUAGCUUAACGUGUUAUCAUUAAACUGUUUACAUUCAUGUAUUAAGUAGUUGUAUUAAGUUCCAUUUCUUUAAUACUUUUUUUCUGUAGUACUCGUGUAAUUUUUAGAUAAUAUUUGUGUGUGUGUGUGUGAUAAAAUUGGAAUUUUACGUUCUCUGAGAAAGUUUCCUUGCUAUCAUAUUGUAAAUUGAUUUUGGUCUUUGUGAAGAGAGGAAACUGAAUGUAUUUUGUACAUAUGUUUUUCAUAACAAUGGAUGGAUGAAUGGAAACUUAGGAAUGAAUAAACAUUUGACGUUAUUCAGUGUUUUUCCACUUAUUUAAACCUAAUCAAGAACACAAUUAAACUUGAUGUCCACUUAGAGCUUAUAUUAGGUCACUGUAAGGCUAACGGUCAUGUGAAGAAUGAAAGUGCCCCCUUUUUUGGAGUCAUGCAUAGGGAAAAAUAAAAACAA